Messenger RNA from Peromyscus maniculatus bairdii (prairie deer mouse), 4514 nucleotides. The record is from RefSeq and is a predicted model, not a curated record. NCBI's taxonomy places the organism in Eukaryota, Metazoa, Chordata, Mammalia, Rodentia, Cricetidae.
CAGGCUGUGCGUCCGAUGAGCUGGUGGGUGGCCUGGCGCAGCCCCUUGCUUAUCUUCCAGCGCUUGGGCUCCUCAGCCUCGUGGGGCGCCCGGUCGAAGCCCCCCAUUCUCCAGCCCUCUCACCCGCUCUUUGCUCCACGCUCCCCUUCCGCUGCAGAAAGUUGGUCUCUGGCCCCCCCGAGGGAGACACACAGGAUCUACAAGCAGAAGCUGGAGGAGCUGACCGCGCUCCAGACGCUCUGCAGCGCCUCCAUCAGCAAGCAGAAGCGGCACCUCAAGGACCUGAAGCGUGCACUCCAGAGGUACAAGCGCCAUUCCAGUCAAGAGGAGGCGGAGCUCAUUCAGCAGAUAGGCGCCAACAUCAAGGAGCGGCAGAAUGUCUUCUUCGACAUGGAGGCCUACCUGCCGAAGAAGAAUGGGCUCUACUUGAAUCUGGUUCUUGGCAAUGUGAAUGUGACUCUCCUCAGCAACCAGGCCAAGUUUGCGUACAAGGACGAGUAUGAGAAGUUUAAGCUCUACCUGACCAUAAUCCUGCUUCUGGGAGCUGUGGCAUGUCGCUUCAUCCUUCACUACAGGGUGACAGAUGAAGUUUUCAACUUCCUGCUGGUGUGGUACUACUGCACCUUGACCAUUCGGGAGAGCAUUCUCAUCAGCAAUGGCUCCAGGAUCAAAGGCUGGUGGGUGUCCCACCAUUACGUCUCCACGUUCCUGUCUGGAGUGAUGCUGACGUGGCCUAAUGGACUCAUUUAUCAGAAGUUUCGAAAUCAGUUUUUAGCCUUCUCCAUUUUUCAGAGCUGUGUUCAGUUCCUACAGUACUAUUACCAGAGGGGCUGCCUCUACAGAUUGCGGGCCCUGGGGGAGAGGAACCACCUGGACCUCACGGUGGAAGGGUUCCAGUCUUGGAUGUGGCGGGGCCUCACCUUUCUCCUGCCUUUCCUUUUCUGUGGCCAUGGAAACGGAUGGGUGAGUGCUGCCUGUCUCCCUGUCUCCAGUUCUGGCAACUCUACAAUGCCGUCACGUUGUUUGAGCUCUCCAGCCAGGAGGAAUGCAAAGAAUGGCAGGUAUUUGUGCUGGCACUCACCUUCCUCAUCCUCUUCCUCGGCAAUUUCCUGACCACACUCAAAGUCGUGCACACCAAACUCCAGAAGAACAGAAACAAGACAAAGCAGCCAUGAGCCUCCGGACUCUUGGGCCUGGGGGCCUUGGGACUUGAGAAGGACUGCGGGAGAUUGCAGUCAGCAGCCCAGCUGCUGGGCACUGCAGCCGUGGGCAGCAGCAUCUCAGGGGCCAGCAGCAGCACCCGGAGCAGGACCAAGGCCCUGGUCCCUGGCCAGACGUGAGGAAUGUGAAGGCCGCCCGUGCACGCGCGUGCGCACAGUAUUGCCCUGCCCCAGCGCCCUAUUUAUAACCUAUUUAACGCCGGGUCUCUCCCCCCACCCCUUCCCUGGAAUCUGCGGCCUUCCCUGCAGCUCUGGGUGAUGGCAGUGGCCACACCUGUGUCUGUCUUCCAGGGAGGGGCGAAAAGCCUCAGGGACCCCCCUUCCCGCUCCUUUCAUUUGAACCCCUCCCUGGGGUUUAGAUGUGCCUCACGGGGGUUGGCCUCAGCUGACCUGCUCUUUACUGUGGCCCAGGCACCCGGUGGAAUGAAACUUUCAGCAUCCUGUGGAGCCCCCCCCUCCCCUGGGCCACCAUCUGUUGUAAGCCCCCCCCCCCAUAUCCCCCACCCUCUGUGAUGAGGGAGUAUUUAAGUCCUCAGAGAACCUGCCUGUCUUGUCUCUUGCUUUGUGUCUCCUGAGUUGCCUGCCUGCUGGCCACUGGGGACAAGGGGCGCAACCUACUCUGGACCUAGAGGUCUGUUCCCCUCGGAGCAGGCGGCAGGGUUUUAAGGAUGGUCUCCACCAGAGGGCGCCCGGCCUCUGGGUUCUUUGCGAUCCAGGGGGCUCUUAAGGUUUUCUCACUGCUGCCCUUCAUUCAGCCUUUCUUCACAAGCUUGCUGUGAGCCCUUAACCCGGUGUGACUGGAACUUAAGUCGUUAGGGAGGUCAUUCAUCCCCUGCCUCCCCACCGCAGGCAGAGGGUCUUGUAUGUUUGGGAAGGGCUGUUGCGACCCCGUGAGAUCCAGGCAGCAGCCAGGGUGGAGGCGCAAACAGGUCCAGCUGAAUGUUCUGCCCCUUCCCACCCAUGGGCCUCAGCUGCCCGCUCAGACCCGACUUCACAGCUGGCGUCCUCCGACAUGCUUCAUUUGGUCCUCACAGGAGUUUUAAAUUCUUGAGUUCUGUGAUAAAAACGAGAUCUCGCCUCCCCCACACUGAGAGUCCACCUAAGAAUCCAGAUUUCUGUUUACCUUACAAAAAUGGAAAGACCUGGCAACAUUCCCAAAGAGCAAGAUCAGGCACCUGCUCCUGUUUGCCUCAACCUGCCCCUCCCUCCAUCCCUGCCCUACCUCUGUCCUUGGUCUCCUGUCCUUGGGUCCCCUGGCCUGUCCUUCACAGGUACCCAGGACUGCCCCAGAUGAGGAGUCAGCAAACUUUUCCCAUGAAAGCCCAGAUGAUAGUAUUUUAGGCUUUGUGGGCUAGUCCUGUGGUAACUCCAGCCUACAGGUGUGGAGCAGAAACUGCCCUUGUCGAAUCGUGGCGGUUCAAUAAAACUUUAUUCACAAAAACAGGCAGUGGCCAUGUGUGGCCCACAGGCUGUGGUUUGUUGACCUCUGCCGUACAUACACGAUAAUUUAUCCACAAGGCCUUGGAUUCUGAGAGAACAAGAGGUCCUUGCUUGGCUCUGCAGGGGACAGCAGGGCCUAGGGGCACUUGGGGAAGGGGACCAGAAGUCUCUUUCCUUGGCAACCUGACUUUACAGGCUGAGUCAAGAGGUAUUGGGACAGAUGGGCCAGCCAAGGCCAUGGUUUCUUGGGAGAUGCUGACUUCCUCUUGGGGGCGCUAAAGCCACCUGGGAUACUUGGCUUGAAAAGUUCUGAACCGCAGACCCUAGACUUUCCAGAAGGAGUGUCAGAAUUCAAGAAUCUUGAUGUGGUAAACACUGGUGGUCAGCAGACCAGUUCUGGAAAAUUGUCCCGUAUAGCCAGAGGCUGUCAUGUCAGUUCUGGAGGGAGGCAGGGACAGUCCAUUCCUGAGCCCCACAUCCUGGUAGAAGCAGAGACUAGGGUGGAAGAUGAGGAACUUCACUACUUAAAUGACCCAGUCCUGGCCAUUGACAGAUGGGGAAUGGUCUAAGGAGAGAGCCCAUUGGCCCGAGGCCCCCGAUGGGGGCGUGGGCACUGUCCACCAGGGGUCCCCAGUGGAAGUCAGCUGGGGAUUUGGAGGUGAGACCUGGAGCAGGGAUCAGAUGGGGGGCCUGGCUGGCCUGAGUAUAUUUUGGCCUUUUGAGAGAUUGUUUCUUCUCCCCUGAACAUGUGUCUCAGGCCAAGACAGAAGUCUUGAGUGCGGUAGAGAGGGAGCAGCUGGUGCCAGCCCCAUGUCCGGCUCGCUGCCUGUGGUCUCCUGAUAGGCUGUGGCCCUGGGUUCCUGAGGGGAAGAAGGGAUAGGGCUGGAGGAUGUCGCUGAGCCUAUCUCAGGAGCUCAGGGAGACAGCGUCAGGGGAACGGGCUGGGCACUCUGAACAGCAUUGCAUACCCGCAUCUGCCCACAUCUCCAUGCCCUUCUGAGCUCCAAGCAUGAACUGGGUUUGGAGAGGGAAACACGCAUGACUGGGAUAAGAAGGAGCCGUUACGAGGGCCCCCCUGCGACCUGGGGACAAGUGCCAGCCCCAGGGCGGAGGAACAUGGGUGGGCCUGGCGCCAGUCAUUCACCAUGGAACUACAGCGUGAACCCAAGGGGGACGGGUCCAGAACGUUCCAGGAGUCCAGCCCCCGAUGGCCAGGCACUACGGGCCUCUGAUGGGACAAAAUCCCCCAGCCGGGUCCCUGGCCACAACAGUUCCACAACAGUUCCACAACAGUUCCACUCGGGGCUGUCAGCCCCAGGGUCACAGCAGCAGGCAGGUCCUGUGUUUUUUCUGCCUCUGUGCUUUCUUCAGGGCACUGAGGGCCACUUUGGCAGCUUCCCUGAAGACGUCUUCCACAUUCUCCCGAAACUUGGCGGAACAUUCCAGAUAGAGUGCGGCUCGCAUCUUUUCGCAGGCAGUCAUGCCCUGGGAGGGGGUGGGGGGAGGCAGUAUUCAUUAGAUGAGGGCCUGGUGCCUCCUGACCACACACACACACACACACACACACACACACACACCACCCCACCCCCAGAGUCUUAGGAGUUUGGGCUAGCUUUGGAGGCUCUCCAGAGCUGGAAAACAAGCUUGAGUGCUGGCCAGUUUGGGGUUUGCAUGGCUGGAUGGAGGAAACCCCUUGCUGGCCCCCACCUGUCCUCUCCCUGGCUUUCAGCAGAAGGGGAGCUGAAUUGUGAGAACUGGGGUUAUCUAUAUCUCAGGCUUCUGUUCCUUGUCGGUUCCAAACUCAAUGACCGAGUUUGCUGGUGAAGUGAAAUAAAAACCUUGGUUUUACCAUUA